AUGAAGGGUGAUGCCAUCGGUUUGCCAAGCAAAGCGAAGCAUCAAAAACCUCAAAAAGCGUCUAAUGGACUAACACCAAACCAUAUUUCGAAUAUUCAAGUGGCAGAUGAACCAAUUGAUUUGGAAAUUCACGAACAUUUUAAGCUAAGAUUAGAAACCUAUAAAACAUGGGCGCACUGUAUCGCUAGGAAGACCUGCCCAGAAAUCCUUAUUGAUGGCUUUAAAUCCGAUUUAAGCAAUGAUUUCACGUUGAUGAUAAACUGGUUAGCGAUAACUAAUGAAGAGAGUCGAUCCGUUCUGGAAUCGAGUUGUAGUAAUGGCGAUGGUUCGAUGGAACUCGACGUUGCUCUCGAUAUGCUGUUCCGUAUGGGAGUCCCUCAAAAACGAACAAAAGGACCAACGCUGGACGCUUUUCGUGAGAUGAUCGCGGUUCUCUGUGGCGGAAUGCGGGGGCAAAUCCCUUAUCUCGACUUUUUGGCAAAUUUCACAGAGACAACUCGAUUUUUGGACAAGGCGGCUUCUGAAACUAUUGUAAAAUUGGUCAAAGAUAUUUUCAAUCUACCGGACGAUGGUUUAUCAACGAUGCAUGAUCACACCGCCCCAGCAUCAAAAAGUUCACAGUCGACUGGUGUGAUGCGAAAUGGUGAAGCUCCGUCGCUCACUCAGACCAAUGGGUUGAUUGAGGUUCCCGCUUCUGAGGAAAUUCCAACGGGACCGCUAGUGUCUGAUGACAGCGAUGAAGAUAAGCAGACCGUAUUGGCUCAUGGGGAAGGACCAUCAGUUUCUAGUGUGUGUAAUGAAAUACUCAGCUCACCAUCCGUGGAUAGAUCUCAUGGUGAUAACUCUUUGCCCAAGUCACCAUCUUGCGUAAAAUCCAAGCGAGACAUCUACGCCAUAAGAAGCAGAAAGGUCGGCAGAGUAGGAACUUACUCCAUCCCAGAUGAAUGUUUUGUCUGUGGCAAAGGUGGAGAUCUUACUAACUGUGGGAAGAAAUAUUCCUCGAGCAGUUUUUGUACCACGAAGUUCCACGAAAAGUGCAUUGAGGCAUACAACGCUGCGGAGUACAGUGUCGACUGCCUUCGAAAAAUCGUCGAUGAAACGAUAUGUCCAUUGCAUUUUUGUUCUACUUGUUACCUGGAGCGUUGGAAAACAACGGCAGUCCGAGGCAAGGUAAUAGAAUGCGACUCGUGUUUUCGAGGCUUCCAUGAGCAGUGCUCUCCUGCUGGAUUUGAGUUUUAUGAGGAUUUAGUACCAGCUAGAACAAAGGAAGGGUCCGAAGUGGAAGUCAAGCAAACGUUUACUCGUUGCCACUCCCACUGCGACUUCGAGUCCAUUCCGCUAGUGGAGAACAAACGCUCGCAUCUGCCGUUCUGCUGUGAAUGUGAAAAUGCAGGCGAGGAGGUUCUGUUGAGAUGCUCCCAAUGCGUGAGGUCAUUCCACGAAAGUUGCCUAACGUUAAAUUGCCGAGAUCUUCACAACAACAACCCCAAACCGUUAUGCGAGUCGUGCAUACUGGGCGAAACUUUACGAAUCGGGCAGCCAGUAAUCGCCAAAUUUAGGACAUCGUUCUAUGCGGCAACAAUAACGAAGUUGGAGGAGUAUCCAAAACGUUGCAUAAAAUUAGACAAAUAUGGAAAGCACUACAAUGAGCCUGGGUAUCUCUCGGUUAAAUGGGCUGGCUGUCAGAACCUUUAUGCUUUACUGCCUGCGAGAAGUGUUGUAGCGAUGUUCACUGGAUCCUACGAUUUAAUCGGCAAACGGGUCAGAGAGGAGCCUUGUCGUGAAGCUUGGCAGGCAAUGGAGCAGGACCUAGCUGUUCCUCGCCCAACGUUUGACUAUGUUCCCGAAAAGUACACGAAGAUAAAGACGGCUGUGUACCAUCCAAGUUGUCCGAAGCCCCGUCUUGAUGGUUGCGAAGAAACUGAUAGCAUGUGUGACUGCCCUCCCUCGGAUAGUGAUCGCUGUGGACCGAAUUCGAAAUGUACAAACCGAGCAAUAUUACAGGAGUGUCCCGAGGCAUGCGAGGCCAUCAGUGGCGGUUGUAACAACAGGGGAGUAUCGCGCAAGGAAGUGAAUCCUGCAGUAGAAAUACGUGAAGCACCAGGAAAAGGCAUGGGAGCAUUCGCAGUCCGAGACAUACCCAAGGGUGCGUUCAUAGCUGAAUAUGCCGGGGAGAUAAUUAGCCGCAAGGAGAAGAAUAGGCGGAUUGCGGAGGUUACUGCACAUCGGAAUGUUGAGGAGAAACACUACAUGAUGGCUUUGGAUUCACAGCGAAUCAUCGACUGCAAAGAGAAAGGCAAUGAUGCAAGUCCGAAUUGCAAGGUUGAGACGGUGUACGUGGUGGUCAGCAGAGUUAAGCGACCUAACGGUUUCCUUGUUAAGUAUGAUAAGCGCAUAAUGAUUUACACCAUUGAGGAUGUCCCAGCAGGUACUGAAUUGUGCUUCAACUACCAGAUGAUACAGUAUAACCUGGGCUGUCCUUUACCUGAUUGCAAAUGUGGCGCACCGAACUGCACAGGAACUUUGGGGGCAACGAGCGCCUCAAUAGCACAGGAAAGAACAGAUGUGGAGUCCAAUUCAAGUGAAAAUGGCAAUAAGAAGCGGAAAAAGAGAACGGGCAAAGUGGUCCUUCCACAAGAACCACCGGAAAAGAAGACCAAGUCGUUGUCUCGAAGAAAAGUACCAAGCCCCGUGGAUAGGUGUCCAUCUUCAAGGAGUAGUUCUGAAAGAAGUCAAACCAUAAGGUUGAACGGUCGCAUCAGCCAACCAACGGACUCAUUCCAUGAUGCAUCAUCUUCUUCAACAUCGGAAAAAAAUGAACAAGAUCUGCCUAAGCCAGUGCGUCGGUCCAGAAAUCGAAGACCAAGGACAAUAAACGGGUUAAAAGAGCAUAUAUCAGAAAACGUUGGUAAUGAAUGUUUACUUACAAGAGCGCUUUUAAAAGGAGAGGCGUUAGAAACACGUUCUAGAUCCAGUGCAUCACCUCAAAGAAGCAACGAUGUGAUUGAAGGGUUGAAACGAACCCGACAAAUAGCUGUGGAAUUGUCUCCAUCAAAUGUUAUUGUGUAA
Molecule: messenger RNA, 3069 nt
Organism: Haemonchus placei
Lineage: Eukaryota; Metazoa; Nematoda; Chromadorea; Rhabditida; Trichostrongylidae
Source: the annotation of a GenBank genome assembly